AUUACUUUAUGUUAUUAAUCAACUAAAUUCAUGUCAGGCAAUCUACAAACGAAAACUGAUGAAAUCUUGGAUGAAAAGAAGUCAACUGCUUCUUGGGACAUCAAGGAAGAACAAGUCGAACCUAUUAAUGAUCUUGGUCAACAGAAAAUUGAUGAUGACGAUUUGUUUACAAAUGAUAUUCAACACAUGCACGAAGAUGAAUUGGAUAUUGUUAACGUAAACAAAAUUGUUGGAACAACUGAUGAUACUACUUUACGUUGUUUUAGUCUUCGAGCUGUUCUGGUUGCUACUGGUCUUGCUGCACUUAGUUCCUCUGUGAGUCAACUAAUGUUCUUCAAGCCUGUUGGUUUAGCUCUUUCGGAUACAUUUAUGAUCAUGGUCGCUUAUGUAGUUUGUACUGCUUGGUCUGUUUUCCUUCCAAAAGGUGGUUGGCUCAAUCCUUUCCCAUUUAAUUCGAAAGAAUUUGCUUGUAUCUAUGUCGCCGUCAGUUCCGCCAAUGUAUCUAGUUACGCAACUUAUAUUCUUUCUGCUCAAGCUUUGUAUUAUGAUAAUCCUCCUAGUGGUGCUGGUGCUAUCUUUUUGAUUUUCGCUACUCAAUUGGUAGGCUAUGGGAUUGCUGGUCAAUUACGUAGUUUCUUGGUUUAUCCUGCAAAUAUGAUUUGGCCAAUGACACUACCUACGGUGUCCUUGAUUCGAACUUUGACAUCAGAAAAGGAUGAAGCUAGAUGGCGUACCCGUUUCUUUUUCAUUGUAUUUGCCAUUGCCUUUAUUUAUGCAUUUAUUCCUGAAUAUAUGUUCCCUCUACUUGGUGGUUUUUCCAUAUUCUGCUUAGCUAAGGAUGAUUCAGCUUGGUUUACUCGCCUUUUUGGUGGUAGUGGUGUCAAUGAAGGUCUUGGUAUCUUGUCUCUCAGUUUUGAUUGGAAUUUCUUAUCUUAUUAUUAUCCUAUGGUUCUUCCUCUCUGGGUGCAACUUAACAUCUACUUUGGAAUCUUGCUUUUAUGGAUCGUUGGUCCUAUUCUUUGGUAUUAUGAUGUAUGGGAUGCACAAAGUUUUAGAUUCUUGUCCAAUGGUAUCUUUGCUAUGAAUGAAACAACUCAUCUUGGAUAUACCUACCCUCAAAAGAGUGUCCUCAAUCCUGACAACUCUCUCAACCAUACAAAGUUGGAAGAAGUUGGUAGCCCUCGUUACAGCACUAUCUUCGCCUUGAGUUAUAUCCUUAUCAACUUUGGAGUCACUGCAACAAUUACUCAUGUCGCUCUCUAUUAUGGCAAGCAAAUCUGGUCUACCGUCCGCACAACAAGAGAAGAAUAUGCCAAAAACAAUCAAGAUAUUCAUAACAAGUUGAUGGCUGCUUAUCCUGAAGUUCCCAAUUGGUGGUAUUAUAUCGUAUUUGUUCUUGGUAUUGCCGUCAACAUUGGUCUCGCCUAUGCCAAUCACAGUUCCUUGCCUGCGUGGGGUGUUAUCUUUGCUGUGCUUGUAUCUACUGUUUUAUCACUUCCUUUGAAUAUGGUUGAAGCUAUUACUGGUCAAGGCUUUGGUUUGAACGUAUUGACGGAAAUGAUUUGUGGUUUCGUCCUUCCUGGUUAUCCUGUUGCCAACAUGUAUUUCAAGACAUUGGGUUACAACACAUUGAAUCAAGCUGGGAAAAUGGGAAAAGAUCUCAAAGUUGGACAUUACCUCAAAGUUCCUCCCAAAAUGAUCUUUACUAGUCAAAUCUUUGGUACCAUCAUCGGUAGUAUUUUCAAUUAUAUUGUGAACGACAACGUUGUCACCACCAAGCGUGAUAUUCUCCUCGAUCCUGAUGGUGGAAACAAUAUUUGGUCUGGUGCUUCUCCUCAAACUAUCAACAGUGCUGCUAUUACUUGGGGAGCCAUUGGUCCUAUGGUUAUGUUUGGCCCUGAAUCUCAAUACUAUAUCAUCUUAUGGGCAUUUGUGAUUGGAUUUUUCUUACCUAUCCCUGGUUGGUUAUUACACAAGAAAUUCCCCAAGGUUGGCUUCAAUUAUAUUAAUGUUCCCAUGAUUUUGGUUGGUUUUGCUACACUUCCUGGUACUAAUUCUUCCUGGAUCACUGUAUCAUUUAUUAUCAUCAUUGUCACUCAAGGAUUUGUGAAACGUCGUUAUAACGAUUGGUUUGUCAAAUAUAAUUACUUAACCUCAGCUGCACUUGAUUCUGGUACUUCUUUGAUGGUCUUCUUCCUUUCCAUGGCAUUAUUUGGUGGUGGUAGUGGUAAUGUAUACAACUUCCCUGUCUGGUGGGGUAACCGUAUUGAUAUCAAGUAUGUUGAUCAUUGUUGUAUGAACUGUGAUGACGGUGUCCUGAUUUAAUAUAUGUAUUAUUAGUUAUAUUUUUUUUGUUCUAUUUUUCUUCUUUAAUAAAAUCAUGAUUACCAUUUUUUUUCUUUUUAUUAUAUGAUUUUCUUUUUCCUGAUUCGAUGAACAAAC
This is a messenger RNA of Halteromyces radiatus, 2442 nucleotides long. Its product is annotated as OPT family small oligopeptide transporter. The record is from RefSeq and is a predicted model, not a curated record. NCBI's taxonomy places the organism in Eukaryota, Fungi, Mucoromycota, Mucoromycetes, Mucorales, Cunninghamellaceae. The coding region runs from base 31 to 2325 and encodes 764 amino acids. The transcript has 10 exons. Gene Ontology annotation, biological process: transmembrane transport. Gene Ontology annotation, molecular function: oligopeptide transmembrane transporter activity.